This is a messenger RNA of Rotaria sp. Silwood2, 1887 nucleotides long. NCBI's taxonomy places the organism in Eukaryota, Metazoa, Rotifera, Eurotatoria, Philodinida, Philodinidae. The record is from the annotation of a GenBank genome assembly.
AUGCGUCAUCUUCUAUCAAUUCUAUUUAUAAUAUUAUUAAUUGAACUAACUCACAGUCAAGUAACAUUUGACUCUAUAUGUUCACCGGAUGUUGAAGUCACUGGAAUGUCAUCAACGGAUGGUAAUGCUGAAUAUACAAUAGAUAUUUCUGACCCAAGAUUUUCACCUGACGAUGAAAUUUCUGUGUAUUUAAGACAAGUUCGUCCAAAUUAUGGAAUUAAUGAAUUUGUUAUAGGUGCAUUUGAUCAUGAGGGAAAUGUUGUUGGUCGAUUUGAUGAUCCACAAAUAGGAAAUUUAGUUUUAAAACAUCAUACAUGUCCAAAUGGUGCUACUGCUGUUUAUGCUGAUCAAGUCGAUAGUCGUGGUUAUCGUGAAAUUCCAUUAAAAUGGAUAGCGACUGGUGUUCAUCAAAAUCUUGAUGAAAUUAUUUUUAGAGCGGCUAUUGUUUCCAAUCGACAAUUAUAUCGAGUGAAAGCAGCUCCUUUAAAACGACGUUUACCACCUGGAACAAUUCCUUAUUCACAAGAUCAAUCAAUUAAUCUUGAUUAUUGUGGUGAAUCUCAAGGUUGUUUAAUUGUUCCACAACAAUGUAAUAAGGCUGGCAAAUGUGACUAUGCACUUUCAUGGCAAGGUCUUGAUGAUGAAAGAGCUAAAUUUCAUAUUGUUGCAAGAGCACAAGGUUUUGCUGGUGUUGGAUUUUCAAACGAUGAAAGACGGGGUGAUGAUCAAGUUAUUUUAUGUGCAAAAGAUGCUCAAGGUCAUGUCAACGUAUAUAAUAUGUUUGUUAGUGUUCAAAAUCCACAAUAUGUCUUUCGCGGACGACCAUCGUAUGGUUUACAAGAUGCAGAAGGCUAUUCUAAUGGGUCGCAUAUUUUUUGCAAAUUUGAAAAAGGUUUAUCACCACAUACAGAUGACUUAGUCGAAGAUGAUGGACGAAAUCGUGGUAGAAUUGAUCAAGAUAAAUUAGUUGAUUUACGAAAAGAACAUUAUAUGUAUCCAAUUUUUUCUGAUGGAGAUUUAUCAACACCACAAAGAAUGCGUAUUCCUAUUCAAGAUAUUUCAAUUGUUAAUAAUCAUCCAAUUAAUUUUCAACGUCGUCUUUUACAAAAAUCACAUCCACAAGCUGGAUCUGUUCUAGCUAAAAUUCAUGCUAUUUUAAAUAUAAUUGCUUGGGUUCUUCUUGCAUCAGCCGGUGUUAUGGUUGCUCGUUAUUUUGAUUCAAUUUGGCCAGAAUAUGAACGACGAGUUGUUACAGAUGGUACGGGAACUGUAACAGGAGAACAAAUUCGACGACGUAGACGAUUUUCAUAUUUUACAAUUGUUCCUCCAAUUAUGAUUACUGUAGCUAUAUUAACAUGGAUUGCAUUUUUUUGUAUUCUUUUUGAACUCAAUUGGAGAUGGACACAAGGAACACAUCAUCUAUGGCAUUCAAUUCUUGGUGUUAUUGUACUUGUUUGUGCUUUUCUUGCUCCAAUUGUUGGUGUUUUGCGACCAAUACCUCGUACAAAAGCUUAUUGUGUUUGGUACUGGAUUCAUUGGUUGAUUAUAUCAUUAGCUCAUUGUCUUGCUAUUCCGGUUAUAUUUUUGGGUAUGGAUAAUCAUCGUUUAGAUUUAUGGACAUGGUGUUCAUGGUUAUUAUUUGGUUGGUGUAUAUUUCAUUUUAUUAUUCAACUUAUUUUUGAAAUUCAUGCUUGCUGUUAUGCAAGACAAGAAUAUGAACCUGUUGAAGGAGAUCAUUAUCCACAAAAGAUAUCAGGUCAACGUGUAAGACAUGAGCGUGUACCUGGUGAAUCAUGGAAACCAGCAUUAUUAUCUAUUUAUUUACUUGUCACAUUAAUUGUGGUUAUUAUUCUUAUACUUGCUGUUAUCUUUUAUCAAGGUUAUUAG